AUGGAGAAGUAUGGAAUCAAACACAAGAUGGCAUUGGGAUAUCAUCUGCAGUCAAAUGGGCAAGCGGAAGUGUCAAAUCGUGAGAUUAAGCUGAUUUUAGAGAAGACGGUGCAAGUUAAUAGAAAGGAUUGGUCGAAUAAGGUUGAUGAUGCGUUAUGGGUUUAUCAAACAGCUUUUAAAACGCCAAUUGGUACGUCUCCCUACCGUCUUGUAUAUGGUAAAGCUUGUCACUUUCCAUUUGAAUUGGAGCAUAGGGCACAGUGGGCGUUAAAGAAGUUGAAUUUCAAUCCAGUCGCAUCGAAAGCAUUAAGGCUAGCUCAACUGAAUGAGCUAGAUGAAUUGCGUCAUGAUUCCUACGAGAAUGCACAACUCUACAAAGAGAAGACAAAGAAAUGGCAUGACAAUAAUAUUGUCAAUUGGACUUUUUAA
This is a messenger RNA of Humulus lupulus (European hop), 429 nucleotides long. RefSeq lists its product as uncharacterized. Lineage: Eukaryota; Viridiplantae; Streptophyta; Magnoliopsida; Rosales; Cannabaceae. The record is from RefSeq and is a predicted model, not a curated record. Gene Ontology annotation, molecular function: nucleic acid binding. The coding region runs from base 1 to 429 and encodes 142 amino acids. The transcript has a single exon. Gene Ontology annotation, biological process: DNA integration.